Messenger RNA from Elgaria multicarinata webbii, 2381 nucleotides. It is a transcript of the gene ANAPC13, whose product is annotated as anaphase promoting complex subunit 13. The record is from RefSeq and is a predicted model, not a curated record. Lineage: Eukaryota; Metazoa; Chordata; Lepidosauria; Squamata; Anguidae. Gene Ontology annotation, biological process: protein K11-linked ubiquitination. Gene Ontology annotation, cellular component: anaphase-promoting complex. Bases 251 to 475 code for a protein of 74 amino acids. The transcript is spliced from 3 exons.
UUAGCCACGCCCCCGGGGCUUCAACAGUUACCUCAGAGUUGGGAGUCGCUGCCCGACUUGGGACUCCCGCCCACGCUAUUUGGGGGAGACUCGCAAUGCCCCCUUCUCUCCCCGUGCCCCAUUGGUAUAUCAUCUCUAUGGUUUACGUCCACUGACUAGAGCAGCCGCCUGUGACGUCACCUCCUCCGCUUCCGAGAGCGGAAAAUAGUUGGCUGAGCUUCAGAUCUCAUUCUCUCUAACCUACACAAAUAUGGACAGUGAAGUACAGAGGGAUGGGAGGAUACUAGAUUUGAUUGAUGAUGCAUGGAGGGAAGAUAAGCUACCCUAUGAAGAUGUGGCAAUACCCCUGAAUGAGCUUCCUGAACCAGAACAAGACAAUGGUGGAACAACAGAAUCAGUAAAAGAACAAGAAAUGAAAUGGACUGACCUGGCUUUGCAGUAUCUUCAUGAAAAUAUUCCCCCAACAGGAAAUUAGUAUUUCAGUGAUACUUCAUUCAGUAAUUUCUUUGCAAAAUUGUUUCUGGCAGGUCUUCAUCAGUUUAUAAGAACCUACUUCAAGAUGAAAAGAAAACAUUUGUAAAACAUCUAGACCUAGAUCACUGGUUGGAUCCCUAGAGAUAUAUCCACACAUGACAUUUACAUACAAUUAAAGUGUGUUAAGUGACGAUUUCUUAAAAUAUAGUUCAAGUGUCAGCUUUUUUUAAUGUCUCAAUAUUAGUUUCUGGAAUAUGUGCCAAAGAUAUGAAAUCUGAUUGCAAUAGUAGUAAGCAUUGAUCUAACCAUAUAGUUGUUAGCCUCAGUUUUGCACUUGGUUGGCAAAUUAAUCACAUUAUAAUUGGAUUUAGCAAUCAAAGUAGAAGAGACAAACAAUCUGAACUUUGCUUUACUGUCUCUAAUGAGUCUGUCCUGUAUAGAGUUCUUUGAAGUGAAAUAAGCUAAAGAAGCAUUUCUGAAAAGAGGAACUCUUUAACCACUUUGGAUUCAUGUGAAUCCACUACCAAUUUCAGAAGGCAGGCUCAAAAAAUAAAUCUGUCUUAUCUUGAUUUGAGAGUUUUGACUAAUAAGAUACGUUUUUAAGCUCAGCCAGAACAAUAUCAUAAAAUACAGCAGGGGGCGCUGUACAACUGUCUCAUGCAAGCUUUGUAACUGCUCUUACUAUACUAUUCAAGUUCUAAAUAUUUCCUUGAACUAUCCAGCAGGGAGCGCAAUAGUAGAACAGUGUGUCCACAAGGCAGGCUUUUGGUAAGCUUACAAGAUUGUAGUGUAUGAACGCUUCCGUGUUAGAAAUUAUGUGUGUGUUUUCUUAUAGUGAAUUGGCAUGAUUUGAGUUUAUGUUCAUGGGAAGUCAAGGAGGCUUGCUAGGUCAAAGCCCGUUGAGUUGAUCUUCUACAGUGCUCUUUUAGAAGAUGAAUCAAGGGUGGUACAUAUUGUACAUCAAUGUGAAUAAUAAAACCUGAUGGCUGCUGUUUCUAGGGAAAGGCACCUUUGGAUGGAGUUUUUGUGCUGGAGAAGCAGGAGUUGGGGUACUUAACCCUUUCCUCACUCACUGAUUUUCUAUUGCAACUCACCCCAAAUGCUUCCCCACUCCCACCAUGAGGCUCAAGGUGCAUGUGUACCUUAUGCAUUCAUCUGGAAUCCCAUGAGCAGGGAAUAGGUUAGAGGUGUGGCAUUGCAGGGGAGGGGGAUAAGUACCCACACACACACGCCUUUUGCUGCCUAUUGCGCUUCCCAAACCACAUUUGGCUAUUAGAAGCAGCCAUCAGAGUGUUCUCGCACAUAUUAGUAUGUGUUGUGUAGUUCUGCCCUCACAUAACCACUUUUCACCUGUCCUGUGGAGACCUCUGUAACUGUCAUACAGUGAGCUUUCUAUCAAGUUAGGAGGUGUGAAAGGGUUCCCUGCACAAUGUGCUCCAGAAAUACCUGGUUUUCCCAACUGAUUGCAAAGAUUCUGCUUCUUGAACACCAGGGUCAAAUACGUUGCACUAGUUCUAUAGAGAGCCCAUAGGACAGUGUGUGAAAUCCUGGCAUGGGAGGCCACAAUCUGUACAACUAGUUCAGAGCCACCAACAAGGCUUUUUAAAAAAUUUCUCCCUAAUAGCAGCCUCUGAGCUCUGUAUUACAUGUUGUUCUUUCCAACUCUGAGGAACUUCAAAAAUAGUUUGCUUUAUGCCACUGGGGAGUAGCUGUUAAGGAAAAUAGUUGAAAGCCCUACUGGGCUUAUACAAGUCUUCCACACGCCUAGAGGGGCUCACGGGAUUUGUGGCUUCUGUGUUUAAGUAUGCUACAUACUUUGCCCUUUACAUAAUAUUGGAAAAUAUUAAUGUGUGCUUGGUUGGAUUAAAGUUUAGGUGCAAUUUCAAUAAACCACUUUCCUCCCAGGA